GAUCAGCUGCCGAUGGUCGUGUAUUACGAGAUGCUAUAGUGCGAACGAAUGGUUUGAAAAUCCCUGAGGGAAAUUAUUAUUUGUGCGAUAGAGGAUAUACAAAUGGAAACGGUUUUCUUUCACCUUACAGAGUGUAUAGAUAUUGGUUAAGGGAUUGGCAAGGUGACAAUCCGCCACCUCGAUGUCGAGAAGAGAUUUUCAAUAUGAAGCAUGCUAGGGCUCGUAAUGUUAUCGAAAGAGCAUUUGGUCUCUUGAAAGGGCAUUGGGGAAUUCUUAGAAGCUCUUCGUGGUACUCAAUUAAGGUUCAUAACAGGAUCAUUAGUGCUUGUUGUUUGUUGCACAACUUUAUUCGUAGAGAGAUGGAAGUGGAUCCCUUAGAUAUUGAUAUGGAAGAACAAAUGGAGUAUCAACAUGACAACAUUAAUGUUGUUGAAUCAUCUCAGGAGUGGACCACAUGGAGGGAUGAGUUGGCUCAAUCAAUGUGGAAUGCAAGUCUAAACAAUUGA
This is a messenger RNA of Nicotiana attenuata, 506 nucleotides long. RefSeq lists its product as uncharacterized. The transcript has 2 exons. The record is from RefSeq and is a predicted model, not a curated record. Lineage: Eukaryota; Viridiplantae; Streptophyta; Magnoliopsida; Solanales; Solanaceae. The annotation marks the transcript as partial.